GGUCUUCACGUGAGCGCGCGUAAAUUAGCCUCGUUUCGAAGCAUUUUCCAAGAUGGCGGCCAUCAGGGGUCUGACUUUGAAACAAGUGACCAAAAUUCAUGUUUCUUAUUGUCCUUUCGACCCUAAAACCGCAACUAUAAGGGAAUUCUUGCGGCGUGUUUCAGCAAAAAACAUGCUGGACACCAAUAACAAAUGCAAAAUCACCAAAGAAGUUAGGAAUGAUAAUUCAGAGCCACAUCUUGAGAUAACGUUUGCUGACAAAGAUGUUCUUGGAUUGAAAACAGGCAACAUGAAGUUGAUGGACAUGUUAUCUUUGUUUAAUCAAAAGUGCAAGGAAAAGGACAGCUCAGGUUGAAUUUAUUCCCAAUAAAUCAGUGCAGCAAAUGCUACUCUAAGGGACACAGCUACCAACAUCAAGGGGUUCAGCUUUGUCAGGAUGUGUGUUGCUCAAAAGAAGAACAGAUAUUGAGUUUGGAAAGAACCAGACAUUAGAUCCAGAAGGAUUCACUUGUGUCCUGAAUAAAGUUGAACCAAUUUAUGUAUGGAGAAAAGACAGGAACAAAAGGAGAAAUAGACAUUUCAAUCUCUUAAAUUGAGAAUUAUGAAUGCCAUAUGGGGAAAGCAAGAAAAAAGCUUGCCACCUUGCAUUGGGGCAUUAUUGUGUUGUAGGCUAGACUACAAAGUUUGUCAACCUAUUCACAUUAUUGUGUUGUAGGCUAGACUACAAAGUUUGUCAACCUAUUCACAUUAUUGUGUUGUAGGCUAGAUUACAAAGUUUGUCAACCUAUUCACAUUAUUGUGUUGUAGGCUAGACUACAAAAGUUUGUCAACCUAUUCAUCUCUUUGCUCCGCCUAGUACCAUGUGCUAUACACAGAGGCACUGUGUUUACUGAUACAAUUCACCAACUCUUUUAGGGCCAAUUACAUGACAAAUCUCAGCCCUGGUUGAGUUACAGCCUGGUUAGGGGGCAGAGGAUUCAGCCCAAUACCCCCACAAAUACUUUUUAAAUUGCUUUUUGAAUUUUCAGAAUCAUUUUUACCCUGGAGAGGGAUUUUUCUAGCCAGGCUCGAAUUUAAGGCACAUAUUUGGUAAGCAACUACCAGGCUGAAAUUCGUAAGGCAAUACCUUGAAAAAAAUUCACUUUACAGGACAUCACUGUUAUAGUAUGUUGUGUAGCCCAAGUGAUGUCCAUGUCUUUUCUUAUCGUUAACUGGUGCUUAACCAAUGUUAUUUUGAAAUAAAUCAAAUUGGGAUUUCAAAAAGAUUUUUCUCCAGGGCCACUAGUUGAUAUCUAAAUGGGUUUUAUUGUGUUAAUUUCGUAACCUGAAAGAUCCUGAUAAAAUCAACUACAUCAGCUAUAAUAAAGAAAAUAGCACACAAAAAGAUAACAUACAAAUUUCUUUUCAUUAUAAAAUUCAAUACCAUUUCCUGAUAUAAUGUACAUUUCCAGAGUGUAGACUAAACUCCCUCAAAGUAUCUUUAACUUCCUUCAACCUAUAAGACAAUGUCAUUAUUUUCCAAGCUUUACGUAUUAUUUACAAAAACAAAGUCAUGCUUGCAGCAGGCAAGAUUGUGCUUCAAAUAAAAAUCUAAAAUGAU
Molecule: messenger RNA, 1600 nt
Organism: Nematostella vectensis (starlet sea anemone)
Lineage: Eukaryota; Metazoa; Cnidaria; Anthozoa; Actiniaria; Edwardsiidae
Exons: 3
Coding region: 53-355 (100 amino acids)
Cellular component (GO): mitochondrial large ribosomal subunit
Source: RefSeq, a predicted model, not a curated record